Messenger RNA from Coregonus sp. 'balchen', 27567 nucleotides. Lineage: Eukaryota; Metazoa; Chordata; Actinopteri; Salmoniformes; Salmonidae. The record is from the annotation of a GenBank genome assembly.
UGUACCCUCAUUAUCCUGUCUCCUUCUCUUUGGGCCCAGAAGAAGUGAAGGUGAAAAUGGUUCGGUGAGUUGAACUCCCCCCUCUCAAGACUCUUACACUCAGUUGCUCAACCCUGGUCUUGAUCUGCCUUUGCCUAACGCGUGAUGUCAACUUCUCUCUUUCUUUUCCUUGUUCUCUCCGUUCCUUUACCAUCACUACUUUGUCCUUUAGUCUUUUCUGCUGUCUUGUGUAACGUUUUGUUUUUAAACUCUGUAAGAAUUCCCAGCUAUUUUGCAGUCGUUUUUCAAAUUCUUGAAAUGUUGCCCAAUUCUGACUGAUUCUACAUUUGCAUCCUACUGUUAGUCUAUCAAUAACUUUAUCAUGUCUUGUGUAGCUAGCUACAUCUACACUGAAACUUGGCAACAGAUAUCAAUGUGAUGGUCCACUUGCGACUGAGAGGUUGUCGAAAGAAAGAUAAUAGAUUGUACAUUUACAAUCAUCAAUCAUUCCCUUUAGUUUAGAAAGCAUGUUCAGUCCCACCUCUCAGACGUGUGAUACUAUACUUAGCAACAGGUCGUUCUGUAGAAUAGGCUAGUAUAGUAGCCACUGAAUGAAAAGCUGGUGUGUUGUGGUGAGGUGUGUUCUGUGGGUUUGUGAGUCGGUGGUCUGUCUGUCAUCUCUUAGGCCUUAUGCAGGCUUUACCAUUCAAAUGUUAUGCUAGUUCUUUGCCUUGAAACAAUAUUGUAUACUUGUAUGUUAGUGUAAACUUCAAAAAGGUUGCAAUAAUGCUGUGAAGACUACUCUAUACCUAGUACUGUGUUAAUCUAUGACCUGAUAAUGGAAUGCAGGGUUUUGAAAUGGGAUUAAACAGACACACUGUGAUUUAACUCAUCUUUAUUACCACGUCUCAUAUCAUUUCCCACCGAGGGAAGAAACUGAGUAUCAAAGAGAUGAUGUGGCUCAGUGGACAGGUGCGGCAGGGCCAGAUGAUAGCCAUUUGUGUGUGCAUGUGCUUAUGUGUGUGGCGUGAUCUGUGUGUGUGUGGUUUGUAUAUACUGUACAGUCGUAGUCAAAAGUUUUGAGAAUGACACAAGUAUUGGUCUUCACAAAGUUCGCUGCUUCAGUGUUAUGAGAUAUUUUUGUCAGAUGUUACUAUGGUAUACUGAAGUAUAAUUACAAGCAUUCCAUAAGUGUCAAAGGCUUUUAUUGACAAUUACAUUAAGUUUAUGCAAAGAGUCCAUAUUUGCAGUGUUGACCCUUCUUUUUCAAGACCUCUGCAAUCCACCCUGGCAUGCUGUCAAUUAACUUCUGGGCCACAUCCUGACUGAUGGCAGCCCAUUCUUGCAUAAUCAAUGCUUGGAGUUUGUCAGAAUUUGUGGGGUUUUGUUUGUCCACCCGCCUCUUGAGGAUCGACCACAAGUUCUCAAUGGGAUUAAGGUCUGGGGAGUUUCCUGGCCAUGGACCCAAAAUGUCGAUGUUUUGUUCCCCGAGCCACUUAGUUAUCACUUUUGCCUUAUGGCAAGGUGCUCCAUCAUGCUGGAAAAGGCAUUGUUCGUCAACAAACUGUUCUUGGAUUGUUGGGAAAAGUUGCUCUUGGAGGAUGUGUUGGAACCAUUCUUUAUUGAUGGCUGUGUUCUUAGGCAAAAUUGUGAGUGAGCCCACUCCCUUGGCUGAGAAGCAACCCCACGCAUGAAUGGUCUCCAGAUGCUUUACUGUUGGCAUGACACAGGACUGAUGGUAGCGCUCACCUUGUCUUCUCUGGAUAAGGUGUUUUCCGGAUGCCCCAAACAAUCGGAAAGGGGAUUCAUCAGAGAAAAUGACUUUACCCCAGUCCUCAGCAGUCCAAUCCCUGUACCUUUUGCAGAAUAUCAGUCUGUCCCUGAUGUUUUUCCUGGAGAGAAGUGGCUUCUUUGCUGCCCUUCUUGACACUAGGCCAUCCUCCAAAAGUCUUUGCCUCACUGUGCGUGCAGAUGCACUCACACCUGCCUGCUGCCAUUCCUGAGCAAGCUCUGCACUGGUGGUGCCCCGAUCCCGCAGCUGAAUCAACUUUAGGAGACGGUCCUGGCGCUUGCUGGACUUUCUUGGGCGCCCUGAAGCCUUCUUCACAACAAUUGAACCUCUCUCCUUGAAGUUCUUGAUGAUCUGAUAAAUGGUUGAUUUAGGUGCAAUCUUACUAGCAGCAAUAUCCUUGCCUGUGAAGCCCUUUUUGUGCAAAGCAAUGAUGACGGCACGUGUUUCCUUGCAGGUAACCAUGGUUAACAUAGGAAGAACAAUGAUUUCAAGCACCACCCUCCUUUUAAAGCUUCCAGUCUGUUAUUCUAACUCAAUCAGCAUGACAGAGUGAUCUCCAGCCUUGUCCUCGUCAACACUCUCACCGGUGUUAACGAGAAAAUCACUGACAUGAUGGCAGCUGGUCCUUUUGUGGCAGGGCUGAAAUGCAGUGGAAAUGUUUUUUUGGGAUUAAGUUCAUUUUCAUGGCAAAUCACUCUUCAUAACAUUCUGGAGUAUAUGCAAAUUGCCAUCAUCAAAACUGAGGCAACAGACUUUGUGAAAAUUAGUAUUUGUGUCAUUCUCAAAACUUUUGACCACGACUGUAUGUAUAGGUGUGUAAUGUGUUUCUCUCUGUGUAUCCAGGUGGUUCCACAGGGAUAUCUCUGGCGUGGAGGCUGAGUCUGUUUUGAAGAGCAGAGGAGUCCAUGGCAGCUUCCUGGCCCGACCCAGCAGGAAGAACCAGGGAGACUUCUCUCUCUCUGUCAGGUAGGAAUACACUCCAUCUCUUUCUUUGUCCUUAUCUCUCUCUCUGUCAGCUAGGAUAUCCUCUCUCUCUCUUUCUCCUUCUCUCUCCAUCAGGUAGGAUAGGAACACUUUCUAUCUCUCUCUUUCUUCUUCUCUCUCUCCGUCAGCUAGGACAUCCUCCAUCUCUCUCUUUCUCCUCCUUUCUCUCCGUCAGGUAGAGGUACACUCCAUCUCUUUCUCCUUCUUUGUCUCUCCUUCUCUCUCCUCUCAACCUACAGUGUCUUCGGAAAGUAUUCAAACCCCUUGACCUUUUCCACAUUUUGUUGUGUUACAAAGAGGGAUUAUAAUUGAUUUAAUUGUUAUUUUUUGUAAUCAUUGCUAGACAACCAUUUUCAGGUCUUGCCAUAGAUUAUCAAGCAGAUUUAAGUCAAAACUGUAACUAGGCCACUCAGGAACAUUCACUGUCCUUUUGGUAAGCAACUCCAGUGAAGAUUUGGUCUUGUAUUUUAGGUUAUUGUACUUCUGAAAGCUGAAUUCCUCUCCCAGUGUCUGGUAGAAAGCAGCCUGAACCAGGCAUUCCUUUAGGAAUUUGCUUGUGCUUAGCUCCAUUCCUUUUCUUUUUUAUCCUGAAAAACUCACCAGUCCUUAACGAUUACAAGCAUACCCAUAACAUGAUGCAGCCACCACUAUGCUUGAAAAUGUGGAGAGUGGUACUCAGUAAUGUGUUGUAUUGGAUUUGCCCCAAACAUAACAUUACCUUGUUGCAAACAAGAUGCAUGUUCUGGAAUAAUUUUUUUCCUUUACAGGCUUCCUUCUUUUCACUCUGUCAAUUAGUUUAGUAUUGUGGAGUAACUGCAAUGUUGUUGAUCCAUCCUCCGUUUUCUCAUAUCACAGCCAUUAAACUCUGUAACUGUUUUAAAAAGUCACCAUUGGCCUCAUGGUGAAAUCCCUGAGCGGUUUCCUUCCUCUCCAGCAACUGAGUUAGGAAGUACGCUUGUAUCUUUGUAGCUACUGGGUGUAUUGAUACACCAUCCAAAGUGUCAUUAAUAACUUCACCAUGCUCAAAGGAAUAUUAAAUGUCGACUUUUUUAAUUUUUACCCAUCUACCAAUAGGUGCCCUUCUUUGUGAGGCAUUGGAAAACCUCCCUGGUCUUAGUGGUUGAAUCUGUGUUUGAAAUUCACUGCUCGACUGAGGGACCUUACAGAUAAUUGUAUGUGUGGGGUACAGAGAUGAGGUAGUCUUUCAAAAAUCAUGUUAAACACUAUUAUUGCACACAGAGUGAGUCCAUGCAACUUAUCUUGGUAAGCACAUUUUUACUCCUGAACUUAUUAAGGCUUGCCAUAACAAAGGGGUUGAAUAAUUAUUGACUCAAGACAUUUCAGCUUUUUAUUUGUAAAUAAUUUGUCAAACAUUUGAAAAACAUAAUUCCACUUUGAUAUUAUGGGGUAUUGUGUGUAUUCCAGUGAUCAAAAAAAUCUACAUUUAAUAAAAUGUAAUACAUUUGAAUUUCAGGAUCUAACAACAAAAUGUGGAAAAAGGCAAGGGGUGUGAAUACUUUCUGAAGGCACUGUAUGUUAACCCACAGCGUUUCGCUACACCCGCAAUAACAUCUGCUAAAUAUGUGUAUGUGACCAAUAAAAAUUGAUUUGAAAAAUUGAUUUGAUCGAAUUUGAUUUACAGUAUAUCAUCUCUACUCACUCAUCCUUUCCUCUCUCCUUAUCUUGCCCUCCGUCAGGUACAGAUACACUGCAUCUCUCUUUCUCUCCUUUUUUAAUAUAUUUUUUUACUUAAAACUAGCUUAGGAACAAUUGUCUACUGUCACUGACUGGCCCAUGAAUGUCCUCUGAUCUUUGACCCCAGGGUUGGUGAGCUGGUGACCCACAUCCGUAUCCAAAACACAGGGGACUUCUACGACCUGUAUGGAGGGGAGAAGUUUGCCACGCUGUCCGAGCUGGUGGAGUACUACACUGCAGAGAACGGGAUCCUGCAGGACAAAGAUGGCACCAUCAUCGAGCUCAAAUACCCCCUCAACUGCUCCGACCCCACCACCGAGAGGUCAGUGCACUCUCAUCUCUAACCUUUAACCUUUACCCCUAAACCUUAAUACCACCAGAGUCAGUCAGUCAAGUCUGUGUACUCUUCUCUCAAACCGCUAACCCCUAACUUUACCAUUCAGAGGCCUGUGCUCUUCUUUCAAACUGCAUGUCUAUCAAACUGAAGCAGAUCAUAUCAAAUGCUCCUGAGACAUUUAACAUCCAGGCAUUUUGCAAUUAAUAAUUUGCAAAAUAUUUAUGUUGAGGAUCACAAGGCUUUCAGAAGGAAAGGUACUUCUUUGGCCUUUACUUUGAGGCGUGUGCGUGCAUGUGUGUGUGUAAAUCCCUCAUGUUCUGCCCUCACUGCCCCUCCUUUCCCCGCUCUCUUUUCUCGCUCUCCCUCUGUCAGUUUGACUUCCCUUUCUUGCUGCGGUUGGAAACUUUAGGUUUUGACACAUUUGAAAACAGUGACCAGACCCACCUCACCUUCCUCUCCUAACCUCCAUCUCAGUCUUGCUCUGUUUCAGUCUUUCUGAUCUCUUUCUCGAUACCCAUCUUUAUGCCUCUGUAACUUUCUCACUCAUCAUUAUUCACAAUUAAUUCAUGAUUAUCUGUAAUCAUAGUAGGAUCCACAUUAAUGUAGAAGUGUUUAGAAACAUCUUAUAUUCUUAUUUACAAUAAAAGUGACUCCAAAAAGACAAAAUACAUUAUUUACCAAGGAGGAUAACUGAAGUAGUAUUUCAUACAAGUGGAGGACACCCCCAACAUAGCAGUAUUCGUAUCUGGGUUAGAGUUUUAGUACAUUCUACAGAGAUUUUGUGAAUGUACAGUUAUUCAUACUGUGAUAAAUUGUCUGGUCAACAGAUUCAUCCAGGGCCAAGAGCAUGACAGAACAUAGUGUUAAAAAGGGGAGGGGGGGGGGGGGGGGGGGGGGGGGGGGGGGGGGGGUGAUAUGGGGGGGGGUUUGUCUGAGGCUCAGGCUAUAAAUAUCCUGUUGUCUUGAGCCACGAAAUCUUGUCAUCAGAAUUUUCCGACCGCAAAGCAGGAUGUUCAGAUGAAGAAAUCGAGAACUGUGCCUAAAUUUAAACAGCAGGCAGCACUCAGAGACGAUCCCCAUACUAACAGUGUAAACUCUCCCAGACAUGCACGCAAACACACAUUCACACACACUAUACUCACAGGACAAAAAUACUUGCAUAAACCCACAUACAGUGCAUUUGUACAGGCUGUAAAUACACAUUAGUAACCAAAAUGUCCUCAACCAUUUAUUAAAGUCCUCUACCACUUUGCAACACAGUUACAGUACAUUACAUUUACGCUCGCUUUCACGGUCUGUCCGGUAGCACUGAACAGGCUGCACACCGUACUUUUACAGUAUAGUACUAUACAGACCUGUUCUAACACACCGGCUUCUGCUUUAUGUGCUGCUUAUCAUAACUAUGAUUAGCUGAAUCAUAUGUGUUAGAGCAGGGCUGGAGCAAAAGCCUGUACACAGAGCAGCUCUCCAGGAGGAGGGUUGUCCAACCCUGGUGUAGGGCAUAGUGAUGUCUCCAUUAGAGCUUCAUUGACCCCUUCUCUAUCAUACACCAUACAGGUGGUAUCACGGACACCUGUCAGGCCCCAACGCAGAGAAGUUGCUAUGGGAACGGGAUGAGCCAGGCACCUUCCUGGUGCGUGAGUCUCUGUCCAAACCUGGAGACUUUGUUCUGUCUGUUCUGACUGAGGAGAAGAGCAAGGCAUCCAGCGGAGGGAGGAGGGUCUCACACAUCAAGAUCAUGUGCCAGGUGUGUGUGUAUAUGUGUGUUUGUGUGUGUGUGUGCGUACGUGCAUGAGUGUGUGCAAGCGUGUGAGAAUGUUUGUGUGUUUUUCUCUCUCUAACUCACAUUCACUCACAUUCACUAUUAUAAUUCACAUUGCAAUCUUUUCUAUAGUUUUUCCCAUAUCUGAGUACAUCUUAUGAAACCAGACCAAUUUUCAGUUUCUCCUAAAUGUUCAUUCUUAUGCAAUGAGUGACCUUCCUGCUUCCAACAUCUAUGAGAAAACCUGACAAACUUCAAACACACCACCACUACUGUCUCAGCACAGAAACAGUUAUGCAAAGUCAAGUCAAUAUGAACAUGGAGGUUUGAGGUUGAUAGAUGUCACUGACGACAUCCUGGUUACAAAACGUUUACUUUUGCCAAGCGGUUAUGUUUUAAUUAGUUAGUUACGUAUUUCAUUUAGACCCUUAGGUGAUGUGUGAAAAUUCAUAUACGAUUCCAAUAAAACACAUGAGAAUUGGUAUUCACAUAUAUUAAUGUGUGUACAGUAACUACCACUAGAAAUAAAAAUAGCAUAGUAAUUUCAGAGUUCAGAGCUAGACUAACUUACUGCAUUCAUCCCCAAACCUCAUUUUCAUAGAUUAAACGUUGUCAGCAGCACCAUCAGGAUUAGUUUUGUUUUAGCUGUGGUUCAUCUCAUUGCAGACAUGAGACAGAUUUGAAUGAGAGGCAUUGUAGGGCUGGAGUCUGGAGAAUUCAGAGUCAGAAGAUUAUCACGGAGGUCAUUGAGUCCUGGCACAGGCCCUACCAGGAGCAAGCAUCAGGUGCAUUUCCUGAUAGCUAAUAGGAAGUACAUUAAAUAUAUUUUAAAGGUACUUUUGUAUACUUUUUGGCCAAAAGUGGUCCCCGAAAAUUGCGUACUAUGUCACAAAUGGGCAGAUAUGUGCACCAUGUCAUUGCUCUCUCUCUCUCUACUGUGUGUGCGUCUUGCUAGCUGUCACUCAAAUGGCGAGGGGCUGAAGCUCAUGGACUGAAACUCAAAUUGCUAGGGGGCUUGCCUACGUGGGGGUAAAUGUAGGGGAAAAUGGCACAGCACAGCUUCCAGAAAACAGUCUCUUUCAAACUAGAGAUUUCAUGGCUAACUGAGGUAAAACUGCAAUUUUGCUCAUAGAUUAUGCAUGUAUGAACUACAGAUUGACACAUUCAGCCCAAAGCGGGAGGUUUAAAAAAUACUUACUAGUCGCCAAAGUACCGACGCAUGCCUUUAAAAUACAUGAAGUAAACUGGCUGUCAUUUCUAAAUGAAGUCUGGUGAGUCGGCCAUCCAGCUGUAUGAUUAGAUCAGAUUAGAUAACAUUUAUUUCCCUCAUGUGGAAAUUUGUUUUCACAGCUUCAUCAGCAUACAGCUUACUGAAAAGAGGUCAAAUGUGCUAAACAUAACGAAAGAACCAAAACCACAGUUACCUAAAUAACAUUAUUAAUGUGUAUUAUUGACCGUUUCUAUAUUCUAUAUCGUUCCGUGUGUGUGUGUGUGUGUGUAUAUAUAUAUUUACACAGUCCCAGUCAAACAUUUGGACACACCUACUCAUUCAAGGGUUUUUCUUUAUUUUUACUAUUUUCUACAUUGUAGAAUAAUAGUGAAGACAUCAAAACUAUGAAAUAACACAUAUGGAAUCAUGUAGUAACAGAAAAAGGUGUUAAACAAAUCAAAAUAUAUUUUAUAUUUGAGAUUCUUCAAAAUAGACACCCUUUGCCUUGAUGACAGGUUUGCACACUCUUGGCAUUCUCUCAAACAGCUUCAUGAGACAGUCACCUGGAAUGCAUUUCAAUUAACAGGUGUGCCUUCUUAAAAGUUUAUUUGUGGAAUUUCUUUCCUUCUUAAUGCGUUUGAGCCAAUCAGUUGUGUUGUUACAAGGUAGGGGUGGUAUACAGAAGAUAGCCCUAUUUGGUAAAAGACCAAGUCCAUAUUAUGGGAAGAUCAGAUCAAAUAAGCAAAGAGAAAUGACAGUCCAUCAUUACCUUAAGAUAUGAAGGUCAGCCAAUACGGAACAUUUCAAGAACUUUGAAAGUUUCUUCAAGUGCAGUCGCAAAAAACAUCAAGCGACAUGAUGAAACUGGCUCUCAGGAAUGGAAGACCCAGAGUUACCUCUGCUGCAGAGGAUAAGUUCAUUAGAGUUACCAGCCUCAGAAAUUGCAGCCCAUAUAAAUGCUUCACAGAGUUCAAGUAACAGACACAUAUGAACAUCAACUGUUCUGAGGGGACUGUGUGAAUCAGGCCUUCAUGGUCAAAUUGCUGCAAAGAACAUAGUAAAAAUAAAGAAAAACCCUGGAAUGAGUAGGUGUGUCCAAACCUUUGACUGGUACUAAUAUAUAUACAGUGGGGAGAACAAGUAUUUGAUACACUGCCGAUGUUGCAGGUUUUCCUACUUACAAAGCAUGUAGAGGUCUGUAAUUUUUAUCAUAGGUACACUUCAACUGUGAGAGACGGAAUCUAAAACAAAAAUCCAGAAAAUCACAUUGUAUGAUAUUUAAGUAAUUAAUUUGCAUUUUAUUGCAUGACAUAAGUAUUUGAUCACCUACCAACCAGUAAGAAUUCCGGCUCUCACAGACCUGUUAGUUUUUCUUUAAGAAGCCCUCCUGUUCUCCACUCAUUACCUGUAUUAACUGCACCUGUUUGAACUUGUUACCUGUAUAAAAGACACCUGUCCACACACUCAAUCAAACAGACUCCAACCUCUCCACAAUGGCCAAGACCAGAGAGCUGUGUAAGGACAUCAGGGAUAAAAUUGUAGACCUGCACAAGGCUGGGAUGGGCUACAGGACAAUAGGCAAGCAGCUUGGUGAGAAGGCAACAACUGUUGGCGCAAUUAUUAGAAAAUGGAAGAAGUUCAAGAUGACGGUCAAUCACCCUCGGUCUUGGGCUCCGUGCAAGAUCUCACCUCGUGGGGCAUCAAUGAUCAUGAGGAAGGUGAGGGAUCAGCCCAGAACUACACGGCAGGACCUGGUCAAUGACCUGAAGAGAGCUGGGACCACAGUCUCAAAGAAAACCAUUAGUAACACACUACGCCGUCAUGGAUUAAAUUAUCCUGCAGCGCACGCAAGGUCCCCCUGCUCAGGCCAGAGCAUGUCCAGGCCCGUCUGAAGUUUGCCAAUGACCAUCUGGAUGAUCCAGAGGAGGAAUGGGAGAAGGUCAUGUGGUCUGAUGAGACAAAAAUAUAGCUUUUUGGUCUAAACUCCACUCGCCGUAUAUGGAGGAAGAAGAAGGAUGAGUACAACCCCAAGAACACCAUCCCAACCGUGAAGCAUGGAGGUGGAAACAUCAUUCUUUGGGGAUGCUUUUCUGCAAAGGGGACAGGACGACUGCACCGUAUUGAGGGGAGGAUGGAUGGGGCCAUGUACCGCGAGAUCUUGGCCAACAACCUCCUUCCCUCAGUACGAGCAUUGAAGAUGGGUCGUGGCUGGGUCUUCCAGCAUGACAAUGACCCGAAACACACAGCCAGGGCAACUAAGGAGUGGCUCCGUAAGAAGCAUCUCAAGGUCCUGGAGUCUCCAGACCUGAACCCAAUAGAACAUCUUUGGAGGGAGCUGAAAGUCCGUAUUGCCCAGCGACAGCCCCGAAAACUGAAGGAUCUGGAGAAGGUCUGUAUGGAGGAGUGGGCCAAAAUCCCUGCUGCAGUGUGUGCAAACUUGGUCAAGACCUACAGGAAACGUAUGAUCUCUGUAAUUGCAAACAAAGGUUUCUGUACCAAAUAUUAAGUUCUGCUUUUCUGAUGUAUCAAAUACUUAUGUCAUGCAAUAAAAUGCAAAUUAAUUACUUAAAAAUCAUACAAUGUGAUUUUCCGGAUUUUUGUUUUAGAUUCCGUCUCUCACAGUUGAAGUGUACCUAUGAUAAAAAUUACAGACCUCUACAUGCUUUGUAAGUAGGAAAACCUGCAAAAUCGGCAGUGUAUCAAAUACUUGUUCUCCCCACUGUGUGUGUGUGUGUGUAUAUAUAUAUAUAUACACACACACAUUCGGAAAGUAUUCAGACCCGUUGACUUUUUCCACAUUUUGUUACGUGACAGCCUUAUUCUAAAAUGCAUUAAAUUGUUUUUCCCCCCUAAUCAAUCUACACACAAUACCCCAUAAUGACAAAGCAAAAACAGGUUUUUAGAAAUUGUAGCUAAUUUAUAAAAAUUAAAAAAUACAGAACUAUCACAUUUAAUUAAGUAUUCAGACCCUUUACUCAGUACUUUGUUGAAGCACCUUUGGCAGUGAUUAAAGCCUUGAGUCUUCUUGGGUAUGACGCUACAAGCUUGGCACAACUGUAUUUGGGGAGUUUCUCCCAUUCUUCUCUGCAGAUCCUCUCAAGCUCUGUCAGGUUGGAUGGGGAGCGUUACUGCACAGCUAUGUUCAGAUGUCUCCAGAGAUGUUCGAUCGGGUUCAAGUCCAGGCUCUAGCUGGGCCACUCAAGGACAUCCAGAGACUUGUCCUGAAGCCACUCCUGCGUUGUCUUGGCUGUGUGCUUAGGGUGGUUGUCCUGUUGGAAGGUGAACCUUCGCCCCAGUCUGAGGUCCUGAGCACUCUGGAGCAGGUUUUCAUCAAGGAUCUCUCUGUACUUUGCUCUGUUCAUCUUUCCCUCGAUCCUGACUAGUCUCCCAGUCCCUGCCACUGAAAAACAUACCCACAGCAUGAUGCUGCCACCACCAUGCUUCACCGUAGGGAUGGUGCCAGGUUUCCUCCAGACGUGACGCUUGGCACUGAGGCCAAAGAGUUCAAUCUUGGUUUCAUCAGACCAGAGAAUCUUGUUUGUAAUGGUCUGAGAGUCUUUAGGUGCCUUUUGGCAAACUCCAAGCGGGCUGUCAUGUGGCUUUUACUGAGGAGUGGCUUCCGUCUGGCCACUCUACCAUAAAGGCCUGAUUGGUGGAGUGCUGCAGAGAUGGUUGUCCUUCUGGAAGGUUCUCACAUCUCCACAGAGGAACUCUAGAGAUCUGUCAGAGUGACCAAAGAGUUCUUGGUCACCUCCCUGACCAAGGCCUUUCUCUACUGAUUGCUCAGUUUGGCCAGGCGGCCAGUUUUAGGAAGAGUCUUGGUGGUUCCAAACUUCUUCCAUUUAAGAAUGAUGGAGGCCACUGUGUUCUUGGGGACCUUCAAUGCUGCAGACAUUUUUUGGUACCCUUCCCCAGAUCUGUGCCUCGACACAAUCCUGUCUCGGAGCUCUACGGACAAUUCCUUCGACCUCAUGUCUUGGUUUUUGCUCUGACAUACACUGUCAACUGUGGGACCUUAUAUAGACAGGUGUGUGCCUUUCCAAAUCAUGUUCAAUCAAUUGAAUUUACCAAAGGUGGACUCCAAUCAAGUUGUAUAAACAUAUCAAGGAUGAUCAAUGGAAACAGGAUCCACCUGAGCUCAAUUUCGAGUCUCAUAGCAAAGGGUCUGAAUAAUUAUGUAAAUAAGUUAUUUCUGUUUUUGUUUUUUUCUAAAAACCUGUUUUCGCUUUGUCAUUAUGGGGUAUUGUGUGUAGAUUGCUGAGAAUGUUUGUGGAAAAAGUCAAGGGGUCUGAAUACUUUCCGAAGGCACUGUAUAUAUAUAUAUACAGUGCCGUGAAAAGGUAUUUGCCCACUUUCUGAUUCUCUAUUUUUUACAUAUUUUUGAUACUGAAUGCUAUCAGAUAUUCAACCAAAACCUAAUAUUAGAUAGUUUACAAAUAACAAAACAAAUUGAUACUUACUGUAUUUAUUUAAUUGACAAAGUUAUGCAACACCCAAUUCCUCUGUGUAAAAAUUUAAUUGCCCCCUUACACUAACUGGUUGUGCCACCGUUAGCUGCAAUGACAGCAACCAAAUGCUACCUGUGGUUGUUGAUCAGUCUCUCACGUCGCUGUGGAGGAAAUUUGGCCCACUCUUGCAUGCAGAACUACUUUAACUCAACAACAUUUGUGGGUUUUCAAGCAUGAACUGCCACAACAUCCCAAUUGAGAUUAGGUCUGGACUUUGACUAGGCCAUUCCAAAACUUCAAAUGUGUUGCUUUUUAGCCAUUUUCAUGACUUGAUUGUUUGUUUUGGAUCAUUGUCUUGCUGCAUGACCCAGCUGCGCUUCAGCUUCAGCUCACAGACGGAUGGCCUGACAUUCUCCAGUAGAAUUAUCAGAUACAGAGCAGAAUAUUUAUGGUUCCUUCUAUUAAGGCAAGUCGUCCAGGUCCUAAGGCAGCAAAGCAUCCCCAAACCAUCACACUACCACCACCAUGCUUGACUGUUGGUAUAAGGUUCUUACUGUGGAAUGCAGGGUUUGGUUUUCACCAGGCAUAAUGGGACCCAUGUCGUCAUAUAUUUAUAUAAAUAGAAUGACCGGUACACGGUGGGAGGCAAGGAGAUGUUUGACACCCUGGCUGACCUGGUGGAGCACUACAAACGCAAAGGCAUCGAGGAGAUGUCUGGAACCUGGGUGCACCUCAAACAGGUAAAGACUUAGGACGCCAUACAGUCAAGUUACAACCUUACACAGGUUGGAGAUACUGUAUCUUAUAAUGGGUUAAAGAUCACCUGAAUGACAAGAUAGAGCCAUAUCUGAACAAAUCUUGACUUCUCCUCUCUUUCCUGUCCACUCCAUCCUUCUCUCCUUCAGCCCUACUUCUCCACCAGAGUGAAUGCAGCAGACAUUGACAGCAGAGUGAGGCUGCUGGACCAGACGGCGGAGAGAGAGAACGAGGGAGACAAGAAGAGCAAAGCAGGAUUCUGGGAGGAGUUUGAUGUAAGUCGAUUAAGUUUUUGAUGGAGGGAAGAUGUGAUGGUUUGAACAACCCUUCUUCACCUCUUCCUCUCUUUACUCAACCUGGUCUCAGAGCAUUUCAUGUUAUUAUGUAUGUCAAUUUGAGACACUUCAUUUAGUAUGAUAUGUUACGUUUCUUAUGGUAUGUAUUAAUUUGUAGAUGUCCAUCACCCAUUUUAUAUGAUAUGUUAUGAAUUACAAUUCUUAUUAUAUGUUACGGCUUUGCAAAAAACGUACAAUAUGUUACGAAUUUUCAAAAAGGACAAAUUCUAGCUAGGGAUUAGGGUUAAGGUUAGGGGAAGGGUUAGCUAAAAGGGUUAAGGUUAGGGGAAGGGUUCGCUAACAUGCUAAGUAGUUGCAAAGUAGCUAAAAAGUAGUAAGUAGUUGAAAAGUUUCUAAAAUGCUAAAGUUGCCCUUGAUGAGAUUCAAACUUGUAACCUUUGGGUUGCUAGACGUUCGCGUUAUACACCCACGCAUCCACCCCGACUAACCACCUUACUUUCGUUUUAGCUUAAGUAACCAUCUAUCUUAUGUAACCAUACCAAACAUAACAUAUCAUUCUAAUUCGAGUGUUACGGAUUUGUUUACUAUGUUACGUCUAGUCUAUGAGACCCGGCUGCUUUUCUCUACUGUAGGUUUUCUGAGGCCUAAUUUCUAACGCGCUCCCCGGACAGCACUAGCGAUCGCACAAGUUGAUUUUGUCCUCCCACACCAGACAUGAUCAGGAACACGCAGGUUGAAAUAUCAAAACAAACUCUUAACCAAUUAUAUUAAUUUCGGGACAGGUCAAAAAGCAUUCAACAUUUAUGGGAAUUUAGCUAGCUAGCUUGCGGUUGCUAGCUAAUUUGUCAUGGGAUAUAAACAUUGGGUUGUUAUUUUACCUGAAAUGCACAAGGUCCUCUACUCCGACAAUUAAUACACAGAUAAACCGGUAAACGUUUGUUUUCUAGUAAUCUCUCCUCCUUCAGGCUUCUUCUUCUUCUUUGGACUUUAUAUGGCGGUUGUCAACCAACUUUAUGGUGCAUUACCACAACCAACUGGACUGGAGAGUGGACCUCAGUUCAUCUUUCAAUCACCCAUGUGGGUAGAUGCUCCUAAAAACCAAUGAGGAGAUGGGAGAGGCAGGAUUUGCAGCACGUUAAGUAUCACCAAUAGAACCGAGUUCUAUUUUAGCGCCUGGCCACGUAGACGCUCGUUGACGUGCGCGAGCAGUGUGGGUGCAACGAUUGAAUAACAUGUAUGUGUACAUUUAUUUUGCCACGCUCGCGCACAAGACGCGUAAGGUGUGGUCACCGCUGACCUUACGUGCGCGAGCGUUGCAAAAAAAAUGCGUGUGCGGUCUGGGUAGCAAGUUAGAAAUUAGUCCUCAGAAAAAAUCAACACGCGUGCGAUGGUGCACGCGCGCGCAGGGUGUAGUCACCAAGUGUGUCUGUGUUUGAUGCUUUAGUUGGUCAUAUAAACUGUGUAUGUAAUGUGCCUUUACUCUUGUGCAAUAUGGUGAAACAUUUUGAAACAUGUUCCGUUGGACAAGUCAAAGCGAGAGUGUUGCAAGGAAAAACUAUAAUCAAAUGGUUAAACGUCUCACUACUACAGCCAUAGGAAGUAGACUGCAACAACCAUAGACUACUUUUUUACUACCACCAUGUGGUAGCAUGUGGUACGGCUAUUUGAGGCCUUUGUCCCAAUUCUCUAAUCUCAGAAACCCACAACUAUAACCUUGCGUAAUUGCGUCAGAUGCUACAUAGUCUGGUCACGAGAGAUUAGAUAUUGUCUAACACUAAUUCCAAACUGCUUUAACAGUACAUAAAAAAUAACUUUUCAAAUGGUAAAAAAAAUAUGGGUAACGAAUUUACAUUAACUGUAUGUUCAUUAAGCAUACAUAACACAUCCAUGAUCAUAUAAUAAACAUGACAUAUUUAUAGAGCAUUCAUUAAUGUAUUCAUAGUAAUUUAGUAUGUCAGUAUUCCACAAAUACUGGAAAUGGGGUUUCCAUGUCUUUAAACAUUAACUCAUUCUCCUGAAGGUAUUGCUGAAAAGAGUUUGAGUUGUCACAACUGGGUUGGGUGACUUUAUGUUUGGGAUUUUUACAGUCAACCCCUUCCCUCAAGUCUGUGAGGUUAGGCCAGGGGUUAGGUUACACUGGUCCUGGUGUGCACAUGCAGGCUUUUGUUCUAGCCCUGUGAAAUAGUAAACACUGGAUGUAUGUGUAACCCCAAUCCUGUAGACCAAUUAGAGUUCACCUGAGCUGACACAGGCUAACAGGCAGGAUGAGAGGGGCUGAUGCUGCUGAUUAGGAACCUCACUGAAAGUCUCCUCAUAACCAGGGGACUGGAUUAGCACUAGCAGCAGCUCCCACCAGGGGUCAGGGGUCAGGACAGGUUGUAAGGCGCUACAGUAUAGCUGGACUAGCUAUAAGCAGUACGUCUAUCCCCUAAUGUGUACAUUGAGAUGAACACAAGAUAUACAGUGCAUUCGAAAAGUAUUCAGACCCCUUGACUUUUUCCACAUUUUGUUACAUUACAGCCUUAUUCUAAAAUGGAUUAAAUUCAUUUUUUUCCCUCAACAAAGCGAAACAGGUUUUUAGAAAUGUUUGCUAAUUUAUAAAAAAUAAAAAACAGAAAUACCUUAUUUACAUAAACUACCGUUCAAAAGAUUGGGGUCACUUAGAAAUGUCCUUGUUUCGAAAGAAAAGCAUUUUUUUGUCCAUUAAAAUAACAUAAAAUUGUUCAGAAAUACAGUGUAGACAUUGUUAAGGUUGUAAAUGGCUACUGUAGCUGGAAACGGCUGAUUUUUUAUGGAAUAUCUACAAAGGCAUACAGAGGCCCAUUAUCAGCAACCGUCAGUCCUGUGUUCCAAUGGCACGUUGUGUUUGCUAAUCUAAGUUUAUAAUUUUAAAAGGCUAAUUGAUAAUUAGAAAACCCUUUUGCAAUUAUGUUAGCACAGCUGAAAACUGUUGUGCUGAUUAAAGAAGCAAUAAAACGGGCCUUCUUGAGACUAGUUGAGUACAGUGAGGGAAAAAAGUAUUUGAUCCCCUGCUGAUUUUGUACGUUUGCCCACUGACAAAGACAUGAUCAGUCUAUAAUUUUAAUGGUAGGUUUAUUUGAACAGUGAGAGACAGAAUAACAACAACAAAAAUCCAGAAAAACACAUGUCAAAAAUUUUAUAAAUUGAUUUGCAUUUUAAUGAGGGAAAUAAGUAUUUGACACCUCUGCAAAACAUGACUUAGUACUUGGUGGCAAAACCCUUGUUGGCAAUCACAGAGGUCAGACGUUUCUUGUAGUUGACCACCAGGUUUGCACACAUCUCAGGAGGGAUUUUGUCCCACGCCUCUUUGCAGAUAUUCUCCAAGUCAUUAAGGUUUCGAGCCUGACGUUUGGCAACUCAAACCUUCAGCUCCCUCCACAGAUUCUCUAUGGGAUUAAGGUCUGGAGACUGGCUAGGCCACUCCAGGACCUUAAUGUGCUUCUUCUUGAGUCACUCCUUUGUUGCCAUGGCCGUGUGUUUUGGGUCAUUGUCAUGCUGGAAUACCCAUCUACGACCCAUUUUCAAUGCCCUGGCUGAGGGAAGGAGGUUCUCACCCAAGAUUUGACGGUACAUGACGCCGUCCAUCGUCCCUUUGAGGCGGUGAAGUUGUCCUGUCCCCUUAGCAGAAAAACACCCCCAAAGCAUAAUGUUUCCACCACCAUGUUUGACGGUGGGGAUGGUGUUCUUGGGGUCAUAGGCAGCAUUCCUCCUCCUCCAAACACGGCGAGUUCAGUUGAUGCCAAAGAGCUCGAUUUUGGUCUCAUCUGACUACAACACUUUCACCCAGUUCUCCUCUGAAUCAUUCAGAUGUUCAUUGGCAAACUUCAGACGGGCCUGUGUAUGUGCUUUCUUGAGCAGGGGGACCUUGUGGGCGCUGCAGGAUUUCAGUCCUUCACGGCGUAGUGUGUUACCAAUUGUUUUCUUGGUGACUAUAGUCCCAGCUGCCUUGAGAUCAUUGACAAGAUCCUCCCGUGUAGUUCUGGGCUGAUUCCUCACCGUUCUCAUGAUCAUUGCAACUCCAUGAGGUGAGAUCUUGCAUGGAGCCCCAGGCUGAGGGAGAUUGACAGUUAUUUUGUGUUUCUUCGUUUGCGAAUAAUUGCAACUGUUGUCACCUUCUCACCAAGCUGCUUGGCGAUGGUCUUGUAGCCCAUUCCAGCCUUGUGUAGGUCUACAAUCUUGUCCCUGACAUCCUUGGAGAGCUCUUUGGUCUUGGCCAUGGUGGAGAGUUUGGAAUCUGAUUGAUUGAUUGCUUCUGUGGACAGGUGUCUUUUAUACAGGUAACAAGCUGAGAUUAGGAGCACUCCAUUUAAGAGUGUGCUCCUAAUCUCAGCUCGUUACCUGUAUAAAAGACACCUGGGAGCCAGAAAUCUUUCUGAUUGAGAGGGGGUCAAAUACUUAUUUCCCUCAUUAAAAUGCAAAUCAAUUUAUAACAUUUUUGACAUGCGUUUUUCUGGAUUUUUUUGUUGUUAUUCUGUCUCUCACUGUUCAAAUAAACCUACCAUUAAAUUAUAGACUGAUCAUGUCUUUGUCAGUGGGCAAACGUACAAAAUCAGCAGGGGAUCAAAUACUUUACCCCUCACUGUAAUCAGUCAGGAUUACUUCAAGCUCCCAUCAUGUAGUCAGGAUUACUCUCAAGCUCCCAUCCUGUAGUCAGGAUUACUCUCAAGCUCCCAUCCUGUAGUCAGAAUAACUCUCAAGCUCCCAUUCUGUAGUCAGGAUUACUCUCAAGCUCCUAUCCUGUAGUCAGGAUUACUCUCAAGCUCCUAUCCUGUAGUCAGGAUUACUCUCAAGCUCCUAUCAUGUAGUCAGAAUAACUCUCAAGCUCCCAUUCUGUAGUCAGGAUUUCUCUCAAGCUCCUAUCCUGUAGUCAGGAUUACUCUCAAACUCCCAUCCUGUGCUCAUCACUCUCACUUUGAUGACCUGAAAUGGCUCAAGGUGAAAACACCUGAGAGUCACGCCAAUCAAGAUGGGGCUUAUCCACUAAACUGUGUAGCCCUGUCCCCAGAUACCUACUGUAAUUAUUUAAGGCGCAUUAGACACGCUCUAGUACUCCACCAGAGGGAGCUCUACCGACUUUUUUCCCUGUAGAUUCAAGAGCUCCAUGGGGAAAAACUCUUUCCUCUAGUCCAGUGUUUCCCAAACUGUGGGUUCGGCAGGGGAUUUUUGUAAACAAUUUUUUAAAGGAACUCAGUCCGGCUUUAAACGUACUCUUGAAAGUUGUAGUAGUAGAAUGCACAAGGUGCAAUUUCGAAAUUGAAUAGCGCAUCAACAGUUCCUCUUGUCAUGUUAGUCAUUGCAUACCUUAGCUAGCUAUUUAUAACUUAUCAGAAAUGUCCAGAUCAACUAGCCCAUGUCAGCUAAUGUUUUUUUAUUUAGGUUUUUUAGCCCAUAGAUAUUGUUGUAAUUUUUUUUGUCACUCAAAUAUCACAUGAAUACACAGCAGACAUGGCAAAAUGUAUAGAAUUGCAAGAAAAUGUGCUUUAAAACUGCUACAUUUUCUUUGCACCACAUGACAAAAUGUGUAGAAUUGCAGGAAGUAAGCUUUAAACCUGCAAAAUUCUCUCCACCAACAAGAUAGGUUUGAACAGUUUGUGUCAUGAACAGUGCUUGUGCCCAUAGAAAUAGACGUGGUGUGCGCGCACAGGGGGGACCUGGGAUGUUCCCCAAUGCUGGAAGGCCCAGAGUGAAAACAUUUGGGAACCCCUGCUCUAGUCUGUGGCAGUACUGUGGAACAAGGGAAACAUUUGUCAUUAGAGAUUAGCUUUAAGGUGUCACUUAAAAAUGGUUGAGAAAUGGCUGUUUGAUUGAGGGUAUUUUUCUUUCCAAGAAGUGCCCCGUUUAAAGGCCCCUCUAUACUGUUGGUUAAGUUAUUGAAUGCUGUUGGUGUUUUUAAAAAUUGCAUUGAGCUUACAGUGUCUAUCUUUCUCUCUCUCUCUCUCCUUCUCUCUCUUUCUUGUUCUUUCCAGGCCCUUCAAAAGCAGGAGUCGAAGGUGAAGAAAAGCAGAGAAGAAGGGAUGAGACCAGAAAACAAAAGCAAAAACCGAUAUAAGAAUAUCCUUCCCUGUAAGAUCAUCUCCUUCUAAAGUGCAAUGAUAUAUCGUUAUCUUUUUACCCAUUUUCUUUCAAUUUUCUCUUCCAUUUAUAUUCUCUCUGUCUGAUACAUCUCCCCCAUCUCUCUCUCUCUCUCUCUCUCUCUCUCUCUCUCUCUCUCUCUCUCUCUCUCUCUCUCUCUCUCUCUCUCUCUCUCUCUCUCUCUCUCUCAUCAUUCCAUCUCUACACUCAUCCUAUUAUCCUCCCAGUUGAUGAGACCAGGGUCAUUCUGUUAUCUGGAGACCCCAAUAUCAUUGGCUCAGAUUACAUCAAUGGCAAUUAUCUGACAGUAAGUACAUGUUAUGUCACCGUGUAGUCUCAACAUCACACUCCAAAUGAUAAACCAUUGUUAUGAAUCCAUAAUAAGUCUAAACAUGAAUAUGUUUGAAUUAAUAUGAUCAAAGACUAUAAUUGCAAUGGGCUUUGUAUCCAUGUACAGUCGUGGUCAAAAGUCUUGAGAAUGUAUUGGUCUUGUAUUGGUCUUGACACAAGUAUUGGUCUUCACAAAGUUUGCUGCUUCAGUGUUUUUAGAUAUUUUUGUCAGAUGUUACUAUGGUAUACUGAUGUAUAAUUACAAGCAUUCCAUAAGUGUCAAAGGCUUUUAUGGACAAUUACAUUAAGUUUAUGCAAAGAGUCCAUAUUUGCAGGGUUGACCCUUCUUUUUCAAGACCUCUGCAAUCCGCCCUGGCAUGCUGUCAAUUAACUUCUGGGCCACAUCCUGACUGAUGGCAGCCCAUUCUUGGAUAAUCAAUGCUUGGAGUUUGUCAGAAUUUGUGGGGUUUUGUUUGUCCACCCGCCUCUUGAGGAUUGACCACAAGUUCUCAAUGGUAUUAGGGUCUGGGGAGUUUCCUGGCCAUGGACCCAAAAAUGUCAAUGUUUUGUUCCCCGAGCCACUUAGUUAUCACUUUUGCCUUAUGGCAAGGUGCUCCAUCAUGCUGGAAAAGGCAUUGUUCGUCACCAAACUGUUCUUGGGUGGUUGGGAGAAGUUGCUCUCUGAGGAUGUGUUGGUACCAUUCUUUAUUCAUGGCUGUGUUCUUAGGCAAAAUUGUGAGUGAGCCCACUCCCUUGGCUGAGAAGCAACCCCACACAUGAAUGGUCUCAGGAUGCUUUACUGUUGGCAUGACACAGGACUGAUGGUAGCGCUCACCUUGUCUUCUCCGGACAAGUUGUUUUCCAGAUGCCCCAAACAAUCGGAAAGGGGAUUGAUCAGAGAAAAUGACUUUACCCCAGUCCUCAGCAGUCCAAUCCCUGUACCUUUUGCAGAAUAUCAGUCUGUCCCUGAUAUUUUUCCUGGAGAGAAGUGUCUUCUUUGCUGCCCUUCUUGACACCAGGCCAUCCUCCAAAAGUCUUCGUCUCACUGUGCGUGCAGAUGCACUCACACCUGCCUGCUGCCAUUCCUGAGCAAGCUCUGCACUGGUGGUGCCCCGAUCCCGCAGCUGAAUCAACUUUAGGAGACGGUCCUGGCGAUUGCUGGACUUUCUUGGGCGCCCUGAAGCCUUCUUCACAACAAUUGAACCUCUCUCCUUGAAGUUCUUGUUGAUCCGAUAAAUGGUUGAUUUAGGUGCAAUCUUACUAGCAGCAAUAUCCUUGCCUGUGAAGCCCUUUUUGUGCAAAGCAAUGAUUACAGCACGUGUUUCCUUGCAGGUAAUCAUGGUUAACAGAGGAAGAACAAUGAUUUCAAGCAUCACCCUCCUUUUAAAGCUCCCAGUCUGUUGUUCUAACUCAAUCAGCAUGACAGAGUGAUCUCCAGCCUUGUUCUCGUCAACACUCUCACCUGUGCUAACGAGAGAAUCACUGACAUGAUGUCAGCUGGUCCUUUUGUGGCAGGGCUGAAAUGCAGUGGAAAUGUUUUUGGGGGAUUAAGUUCAUUUUCAUGGAAAAGAGGGACUUUGCAAUUAAUUGCAAUUAAUCUGAUCACUCUUCAUAACAUUCUGGAGUAUAUGCAAAUUGCCAUCAUAACAACUGAGGCAGCAGACUUUGUGAAAAUUAAUAUUUGUGUCAUUCUCAAAACUCUUGACCACGACUGUAGACAAUAUUUGACAUAUUUUACUAAUUUUCUCCAUCUCUUUGUAGAAUAAGCUGCAGGAGCCUUGUGACCAGAAGGUGUACAUUGCCUGUCAGGGCUGCCUUGCAACAACUGUCAACGAUUUCUGGCAGAUGGUGUGGCAGGAGAACACAAGGGUCAUUGUCAUGACAACCAGGGAGGUCGAGAAGGGACGGGUUAGUGACUUAAGAGUGUUUUCUGAAAAUUCAAAAGCAUUUUCUUUUACAUUGUAUGAUUUCAAUAUUAUAACAAAUAGUAUAAACUUCCCAUCUAAUUUUCCUCAAACAAUUUCUCCAUGUUUUUCGAUGCAGAAUAAAUGUGUGCCAUACUGGCCAGAAAUGCAGGACUUCAAAGACGUGGGGCCGUAUGUGGUCACCAAUGUGUCUGAGAGAGAUGCCACUGACUACAAGAUCAGGAUAAUGGAGAUCUCCCCUCUGGACCAGGUAGGUACCACCGGCUGGCUCCACCCAUCAUCUCGACUCUUACCUCUGUCAUCACUGUCAAUACUGUCAUCACUGUUACCUCUGUCAUCACUGUUACCUCUGUCAUCUCUGUCAUUGCUGUUAACACUGUUACCUCUGUCAUCACAAUUCAUCACUACCAUCAUUGUCAUAACUGUUAACAAUGUUAUCUCUGUAAUCUCUAAUACUGUUUCACUGUUAUCGCUAUCAUCACCAUCAGUGUAUCACUGUUACCCUUAUCAUCACUGUCGUCUCUGUCAUUACUGUUACCUCUGUCAUCACUGUUACCUCUGUCAUAACUGUUACCUCUGUCACCACUGUCAUCACUACCAUCUUUGUCAUAACUGUUAACAAUGUUAUCUCUGUCAUCUCUAAUACUGUUUCACUGUUAACACUGUUAUCGCUAUCAUCACCAUCAGUGUAUCACUGUUACCCUUAUCAUCACUGUUGUCUCUGUCGUCCCUGUUACCUCUGUCAUCACUGUUACCAUUAUCAUCACUGUCGUCUCUGUCAUCCCUGUUACUUCUGUCAUCACUGUUACCUUGGUCAUCACUGCAGUCACAGAUUAGCUGAGUUUACAGUAUUACUCAUGUCUCUCCUCUUUGUCUCUUUCCUCUCUCUUCCUCUCCUCCUCGUCUGUCCCAGUCGGACUCGGUCCGUACUAUCUGGCACUACCAGUACCUGAGCUGGCCUGACCAUGGAGUUCCCGAGGAGCCAGGAGGGGUGCUCAGCUUCCUCACUCAGGUCAACGCAAAACAGGACGAGUUCCCCGACGCCGGGCCUAUGAUCAUCCACUGCAGGUAUAUUCUAUCUAUCAUCCUUCUUGCUAUAUUCCAGCUGUAUUCAGGAAGAUAAGUGUCAGUUCUAUCCAUUCUCUGUAGUCUAGAAUACAGUCAGAUUGUUUUUUUUCAGGAUUAAGAUUAGUUGUUAAGAUUAGUUGCCGUUCUCAUGAUUAGUUGUUAAGAUUAGUUGCCGUUCUCAGCGUUUUAUGUCAACUGACAGUUUAUCCUAUAGGAAUUUUCCCCUUGUGACAUCAAGAAUAGGGAGAGUACUUGUACUCUUGGACGUAGUUGGUCCCGUUACUAUUUGUUAUGUACAGUAACCAGUCAUAAGUACAGUAUACUAGAGUACACAGUGUUUACAUGGCUGUUGCAGUACAGUUUAAUGACAAAAGCUAUUUCCUUUGCUUCUUUACACUGACAGACUUCAAUAGGGACAAAGUUCUUAUUGAAUACACUGGUUUUUGUAAUGUAACCAAACUGUCACAGUCACAUGUGUGUGUAAAGUGGUCAUCCCCUGGCUGAGACAUCUGUUAGUGUGACAACUUGACAAAUCCCUCUCCAUUUGUCCAUGAUCACUUUACAUCUCCGAUCACAGAACUGUGUAGAUUAUCAAUACUGCUCUAGAAAUUCUGUUUCAAUACAGUUCAAUCAUUUCAGUGAAUUGCAUUGAGUCCAAUCACAUCAUACUGUACUGACAGUUUUCCAUACAACCACCCUGUUUGUGUUGUGUUUCUGUGUAGUGCUGGAAUAGGCCGAACUGGCACCAUUGUGGUGAUCGACAUGAUCAUCGAGACCAUCAACACUAAAGGUGAGUCUCUUUCAUUACCAAAGUUCCCGAAUUUCUUCAGAUCUUCAUGAUAUUAUACUGUCUCUUAUUAUGGUUCCUUCGUCCCAUGAUCCUUGUAAUGCCUGUCAAUAUUGUAGAAUUACAACGUUUUUACUGAUUGUGAUUUUAACUUCCUUGUUGUCCAUAGGUCAGGACUGUGACAUAGACAUCCAGAAGAGCAUCCAGAUGGUGCGAGACCAGCGGUCAGGCAUGGUGCAGACUGAAGCCCAGUACAAGUUCAUCUACCUGGCCGUCUCUCAGUACAUAGAGGCCUCCAAGGUCUCCAUGAUGGCCUACAACAAGGUCAGGGAGACGGAGGAAGGAGGAAGGGAGAGGGGGGGAGGUAGCAAUAGAAGGAAGAGAGGAAUAUGGGUAAUAUGGAAUCAAACAUAUAUUGUUCUCCUCUCCCAAGUGCCCUGGCUACUGUAUAUAUAGAUAAAAUAACACCAACAAGACAGCAGAGAGAGACUCAGAUAUCAGCUAACACAGCAGGAUCUGUGUCAAUACAUACUUAUCACUGUUGUUGUGCAUGUUCUUUUGUCCUCCAGACACAUAUCUUAUCAGAGACUGCAUUGUAAAAGAUGAACAUUGACAGAGAGAGGUUGAAAUUGUUAACGGAAAUUGCUAAUGUUCUGGGAAAUUGUUAAGAAGACUAUGACUUAACUCUGCACAUUGACUUACCCUAUACCACCCAUCAUGUCUAACACUCGCUUUCCUGUUCUCCCUUUUGUAGGGAGCUGAGACAGAGUAUGGGAAUUUGCAGUUCAAACACAAGCCUGCCAGCCGCAAGGUCUCCAAGUGAGUUUGUACAGUGUGUGUCUGUGCACAUGCCAUUGGAGUCCCGUACAUAUUCCCAUCUCUCCUCAAAACCACACUCCAAUGCCACAUUGGGUGAAAGUUAUCUGGCGCACGCCACACACUUAGUUCCUAUAAGCCAUAUUGAAAAUGGGACCAUUGUUUAUCAUCGUCGUCCCCGGUGUUUCUCCAUCUUUCUGUUGUCCAAUUUAGCUGAUUGGGCACAUUUGUGUAACAUUUGGAGGCGAUACUGAUAUGAGAAUGUAGGGACACGGGUUCUUCUUGACCAGGAAACACUUUGGACUGUAUAAUCAGGUUAUAGGGAUCACCCUGGUUAUACAGCAUGGUUCACCCUGGUUAUACGGCUGGCUAUAGGGAUCAGAGUUCUUCCUGGUCAGGAAAGUCUCUGGGCCCUAGUAAUGAAAGAGCCCCCGAGGCACCCACGUCAUGUAUAAUCCAACCCCUAUCUCUAGUACAGUAUAAUACACCACAGUGUAACCCCCAUCUCUAGUACAGUAUAAUACACCACAGUGUAACCCCUAUCUCUAGUACAGUAUAAUACACCACAGUGUAACCCCUGUCUCUAGUACAGGAUAAUACACCACAGUGUAACCCCUGUCUCUAGUACAGUAUAAUACACCACAGUGUAACCCCUGUCUCUAGUACAGUAUAAUACACCACAGUGUAACCCCUGUCUCUAGUACAGGAUAACAGUGUAACCCCUGUCUCUAGUACAGGAUAAUACACCGCAGUGUAACCCCUGUCUCUAGUACAGGAUAAUACACCGCAGUGUAACCCCUGUCUCUAGUACAGGAUAAUACACCACAGUGUAACCCCUGUCUCUAGUACAGGAUAAUACACCGCAGUGUAACCCCUGUCUCUAGUACUGUAUUAAUUAAUUAUUAAUUAAUAUGCCAUUUAGCAGACACUUUUAUCCAAAGCGACUUACAGUCAUGCGUGCAUAAUUUUUUUUUUGUGUAUGGGUGGUCCCGGGGAUCGAACCCACUACCUUGGCGUUACAAGCGCCGUGCUCUACCAGCUGAGCUACAAUACACCGCAGUGUAACCGCUGUCUCUAGUACAGGAUAAUACACUGCAGUGUACUCCCUGUCUCUAGUACAGGAUAAUACACCACAGUGUAACCCCUGUCUCUAGUACAGGAUAAUACACCACAGUGUAACCCCUGUCUCUAGUACAGUAUAAUACACCACAGUGUAACCCCUGUCUCUAGUACAGUAUAAUACACCGCAGUGUAACCCCUGUCUCUAGUACAGUAUAAUACACCACAGUGUAACCCCUAUCUCUAGUACAGUAUAAUACACCACAAUGUAACCCCUAUCUCUAGUACAGUAUAAUACACCACAGUGUAACCCCUAUCUCUAGUACAGUAUAAUACACCACAGUGUAACCUCUGUCUCUAGUACAGUAUAAUACACCACAGUGUAACCCCUGUCUCUAGUACAGUAUAAUACACCACAGUGUAACCCCUGUCUCUAGUACAGGAUAAUACACCACAGUGUAACCCCUGUUUCUAGUACAGGAUAAUACACCCCAGUGUAACCCCUGUCUCUAGUACAGGAUAAUACACCCCAGUGGAAACCCUGUCUCUAGUACAGUAUAAUACAUUUUUUACAUUUUUUUACAUUUUUAGUCAUUUAGCAGACGCUCUUAUCCAGAGCGACUUACAGUUAGUGAAUACAUUUUUUUUUUUUAUACUGGCCCCCCGUGGGAAUCGAACCCACAACCCUGGCGUUGCAAACGCCAUGCUCUAUCAACUGAGCUACAUCCCUGCCGGCCAUUCCCUCCCCUACCCUGGACGACGCUGGGCCAAUUGUGCGCCGCCCAUGAGUCUCCCGGUCGCGGCCGGCUGCGACAGAGCCUGGAUUCGAACCAGGAUCUAGUGGCACAGUUAGCACUGCGAUGCAGUACCUUAGACCACUGCGCCACAGUGUAACCCCUGUCUCUAGUACAGGAUAAUACACCACAGUGUAACCCCUGUCUCUAGUACAGUAUAAUACACCACAGUGUAACCCCUGUCUCUAGUACAGUAUAAUACACCACAGUGUAACCCCUGUCUCUAGUACAGUAUAAUACACCACAGUGUAACCCCUGUCUCUAGUACAGGAUAAUACACCACAGUGUAACCCCUGUCUCUAGUACAGUAUAAUACACCACAGUGUAACCCCUGUCUCUAGUACAGUAUAAUACACCACAGUGUAACCCCUGUCUCUAGUACAGUAUAAUACACCACAGUGUAACCCCUGUCUCUAGUACAGGAUAAUACACCACAGUGUAACCCCUGUCUCUAGUACAGUAUAAUACACCACAGUGUAACCCCUGUCUCUAGUACAGUAUAAUACACCACAGUGUAACCCCUGUCUCUAGUACAGUAUAAUACACCACAGUGUGAAUCUGGCACUGGCCUGACACAGGUGGCUCAGCGCCCUGAGUUGUGUUAGGAAAGCUGUUGAUUGGUUAGGAAAGCUGUUGAUGAAGUUAGGAAAGCUGUUGAUUGGUUCAUCCAUUUAUCUAAUUCCUGCACAGUAUACUGUGGUCCCCGCGGGCCUCUGGUGCCCGCCUGGCCAAGGCUACGGCUACUCAAACUUGUGGGUAAGCUCACAAUCCAGUGUGGUGUGGGUAAGCUCACAAUCCAUAGUUCACUGGAGAGCUCUGAGCUGGCUAUGUACAGUAUGAAGGGAAACGUGUCACUGUCGCUACUUCUGAGUGUUUAUUUCCUAAGCUAGGCAAUACCUGUUUUAAUAUUAAGUUUGUGCACUAUCCUUGUGUUGUUAACCUGUCAGGGUACUGUUUGGUGGGCUGCUACUAACUGAAGAUCCAAAGAGUGCUCCUUCCCUUACACACAAAGAAGCCUACAUUAUUAUCUCUCAGCUAUUUGAACCUGCGGGUUUCUAACAUUAUGUCCUCUCGCUUGUAUUGUCUCUCUUUUAGAAACAAGGAACAGGAAUUGUAUGAAAACCAAGCCAAAGGAAGGAAAGACGUGAAGAAGCAGAAAUCAGAGGAGAAGAAGAGUGGCUCAGUGAGAAAAAGAUAAAGGAAGAGAGGAUGAGAGAGCUGUGUCCUGAUCAUUUAAUAUAGAAUUUGAUAUGAACUUUUUAUUUUUAAAGAUUUAAAGAGUGUUUUUUUAUAUCAAGCGAUAAAGUUGAUGCCUGUGAUAGAAUUAAGAUUAUAAAGCAAAGUACUACUAGAUUUGGGCUCUGGGUCCCCUGCACCCAUGCAAAUGGUAAUGGAUUGACAUUUUUGCUGAGAAUAAAGGCUCAGAGUAAUAUGCA